AAGGGGGGCGCGCCUGCGAGCAGCGGGCAUGCGCGUUUCAGGCGGCCAAUGAGAAGUGGAGAAUCGUCAGCGGCUAACAGGCAGCUGCUCUCGGGGGCGGUGGGGCAGGGUCGCAAGUUCGAGCCUGUGUCUCCCGGGAAGGGGCCUCUCUGUGCAGUUCAGGCUGGCUGUGAAUUGGCUGCGAUCCUCCUGCCUCAGCCUCCUGAAUGCAGGAAUGACAGGCGUGCACCUCCACAGCUGCCCUUCUGCCUCAUCUCACUGAACCCUUCCUUUGGGGAGCAGCCCGAGAGAUCAGGCAGUGUGGCCGCCUCAUCCCCCACCCCCCGCCUCGCUUUUGUCUCAGUAAGGUCCUUUCAGUCACUGACUGCCCCUGCUGUGGACCCUGGCGAGCUGGGCCCGGGACUGAGCUGGCACACAAACUCCCCAGGCUCCAGAGAAGCAGUCCUGGUACAGAUGUGGAGGAUGGGACUGGUGGGCAAACAGAGUGAGGGGCUGGGCGUGAUGCUGGGAGCAUCCCUGGUCACUUUGUUUACCACUGGCAGCACUGGAGUGCGGACUUAGGGCCUUGCUUGAGCUGGGUGGUCGCUGACCACUGAACCACACCCAGCCCUCGGGUGGCUCCUUUCUCCUUGGGGCCGUGUGUGUGAGUUCUUACACCUGUUUUCAAGGUCUGUGUGGAAGGUGUAAGAUGCAGCCCCGCGCAGAAACCUCACGGUCAGCUUCGGAUGGUGACAUUCCCAGCACCUCCAUUUUCCAAAUGGGGAAACUGAGGCUCAGAGUGACUAAGUGAACUUCGUGACUGGACACAGGAAGCUUUGGAACGUACCGCCAGGAUGCCUCUGUGCCAGUGGGGAGGCUCGGCGAGGCGCGGCCAGCCCGACGGGGAUGAAUUGCAGCCCUUGGCCGCUGCGGGAGGCCUGCGGGUCCUUCUGCACUGGGCUGGCCCUGGUGGUGGGCAGCCCUGGGUCACCUUCAGCGAGGCCUCAAUAACAGCUGAGGAGGUCUGCCUCCGAGUGGCGCAGCAAGUCGGCAUCACACCAGCCUGCUUCAGUCUCUUCGCUCUCUUUGAUGCUGAUGCCCAAGUGUGGCUGCCCCCAAACCACAUCCUGGAAGUUUCUGGAGACACAAGCCAGACACUGUAUUUCCGCAUGAGGUUUUACUUCCGGAACUGGCAUGGCAUGAACCCGCACGAGCCACCUGUGUACCGCUGCAGACUCCCAGGGCCCGAGGUGUCCUCAGAGCAGGCGGAGCAGGGGAUACAAGUCUUGGAUCCAGCCUCCUUUGAGUACCUCUUUGAGCAGGGCAAGUAUGAGUUUGUGAAUGAUGUGAUAUCCCUGUGGGAGCUGUCCAGUGAGGAGGAAAUCCACCACUUUAAGAAUGAGAGCCUGGGCAUGGCAUUUCUACACCUCUGCCACCUUGCUUUCUGCCGCAAUGUCCCUCUGGAGGAGGUGGCCAAAGAGAUCAGCUUCACGCGCUGCAUCCCGAGCUCCUUUCGGCAGCAGAUCCGCCAGCACAGCGUGCUGACCCGCCUGCGCCUGCGCAGCGUCUUCCGGCGCUUCGUGCGCACCUUCCGGACGGCGCAGCUGUCCCGGCGGGCCGUCAUGGUCAAGUACCUGGCCACGCUGGAGCACCUGGCGCCCCGCUUCGGCGCCGAGCGCAUCCCGGUGCGUCACCUGGAGCUGCUGUGCCAGGCCGACAGGGAGCCCCCCGCAGCCCCCGACCCCGCCUCGUCCCCGGGACCCCCCACCCACGAGGUGCUGGUCACGGGCACCGGGGGCAUCCAGUGGCGCCCGGUACAGCCGGAGGGCGCCGGUGGCAGUGGUGUUGGUAGCUGGAAUCCGAAAGCCGGGGUGCCCGGGAGAAAGGCCAGGGCCCACAGGGAGGCAGGGGGGCAGCCGGCAGACCGGCCGCAGCAGCCACCCUGGACCUAUUUCUGCGACUUCCGGGACGUCACCCACGUGGUCCUGAAGGAGAGUCGCGUCAGCGUCCACCGGCAGGACAACAAGUGCUUGGUGCGGAUGGGGCUGGGGGAGCCGGGGCGCCCUGGGCCUGUGCGUCCCCUGACGUCCCCCUGCCUGCAGGAAAUGAGCCUGCCCUCCCGGGCUGCCGCCCUGUCCUUCGCAGCACUGGUGGACGGCUACUUCCGCCUGACGGCCGACUCCAGCCACUACCUGUGCCAUGAGGUGGCUCCCCCAAGGCUGGUCCUGAGCAUUCAGGAUGGCAUCCACGGGCCUCUGCUGGAGCCGUUCCUGCGGGCCAAGCUGCAGCUGGAGGACGGACUCUACCUCUUCCACUGGAGCGCCAGCCACCUGGACCGCCUCCUCCUCGCCGUGGCCCAGCGGGACCUGAGCCCGGGCGACGGUGGUGUGCGGAGCGUGUCCCUCCACAGGUUUCCAGUCGAGCGGCAGGCCGGGGGCUUCGUGCUGGAGGGCUGGGACCGCUCCUUCCCCAGCGUGCGCGCCCUUCGGGGCGCCCUGCGGGGCUGCUGCCUCCGGGCUGGGGACCACUGCUUCUCCUUGCGCAGGUGUUGCCUGCCCCGGCCAGGAGAGAUCUCCAACCUCAUCAUCAAGCGGGGGCCUCAGGCCCGCACCCGGCAGCUCAACCUCAGCCAGCUGAGCUUCCACAGAGUCCAGCAGGAUGACAUCACCCAGCUGUCACACUUGGGCCAGGGCACGAGGACCAACGUGUAUGAGGGUCUCCUGAGAGUGGGGACGCCCGAGGAGGACAAAGAGGAUGGCGUGGACUCUGGGGAGCCCAGUGGGGGCCGUGGGCAGGAGCUGCGUGUGGUGCUGAAGGUGCUGGACCCAGGUCACCAUGACAUCAUGCUGGCCUUCUAUGAGACAGCCAGCCUCAUGAGCCAGGUGUCUCACGUCCACCUGGCCUUCGUGCACGGUGUCUGCGUGCGUGGCUCUGAGAACAUCAUGGUGACUGAGUUCGUGGAGCACGGGCCCCUGGACGUGUGGCUGCGGCGGGAGCGGGGCCGUGUGCCCCUGGCUUGGAAGCUGGUGGUUGCCCAGCAGCUGGCCAGCGCCCUCAGCUACCUGGAGGACAAGAACCUGGUGCACGGGAAUGUGUGUGGCCGGAACAUCCUCCUGGCCCGGCUGGGGCUGGCAGAAGGCACCAGCCCGUUCAUCAAGCUCAGUGACCCUGGCGUGGGGCUGGGUGCCCUCUCCAGGGAGGAGCGGGUGGAGCGCAUCCCCUGGACGGCGCCCGAGAGCCUGCCCACCGGGGCCGGCAGCCUGAGCACAGCCGUGGACAAGUGGGGCUUCGGAGCCACCCUGCUGGAGAUCUGCUUUGACGGCGAGGUGCCCCUGCAGGGCCGCGCCCCCUCCGAGAAAGAGCGCUUCUACCAGAAGCAGCACCAGCUGCCCGAGCCCGCGUGCCCUGAGCUGGCCGCAGUCACCAGCCAGUGCCUGAGCUAUGAGCGGGCCCAGCGGCCGUCCUUCCGCACCAUCUUGCGUGACCUCACUCGGCUGCAGCCCCACAGUCUUGCGGACAUCUCGACUGUGAACCCCGAGUCACCAGCGUCAGACCCCACGGUGUUCCAUAAGCGCUAUUUGAAAAAGAUCCGCGAUCUGGGGGAGGGUCACUUUGGCAAGGUCAGCCUGUACUGCUAUGACCCAAACAACGAUGGCACUGGCGAGAUGGUGGCCGUGAAAUCCCUCAAGGCGGACUGUGGGCCUCAGCUCCACUCGGGCUGGAGGCGGGAGAUCGACAUCCUGCGCACGCUCUACCAUGAGCACAUCGUCAAGUACAAGGGCUGCUGUGAGGACCAAGGCGAGAAGUCGGUGCAGCUUGUCAUGGAGUACGUGCCGCUGGGCAGCCUCCGAGAUUACCUGCCCCGGCACAGCGUCGGCCUUGCCCAGCUGCUGCUGUUUGCCCAGCAGAUCUGCGAGGGCAUGGCCUAUCUGCACGCCCAGCACUACAUCCACCGCGACCUGGCCGCGCGCAAUGUGCUGCUGGACAACGACAGGCUCGUCAAGAUCGGGGACUUCGGCCUGGCCAAGGCUGUGCCUGAAGGCCACGAGUACUACCACGUGCGCGAGGACGGGGACAGCCCCGUGUUCUGGUACGCCCCUGAGUGCCUCAAAGAGUGUAAGUUCUACUAUGCGUCCGACGUCUGGUCCUUCGGUGUCACGCUGUAUGAGCUGCUGACGUACUGUGACUCCAGGCAGAGCCCGCCCUCGAAAUUCAUGGAGCUCAUAGGCGUCACCCAGGGCCAGAUGACUGUGCUGAGGCUCACGGAGUUGCUGGAACAAGGAGAGAGGUUGCCCCGGCCAGACAGAUGUCCCCCGGAGAUCUAUCUCCUCAUGAAGAACUGCUGGGAAGCCCAGGCCUCCUUCCGGCCCACCUUCCAGAACCUGGUUCCCAUCCUCAAGUCGGAGCAGGAGAAACACCAGGGCCAGGCCGCCUCCGUGUUCACUGUGUGCUGAGGCCUUGGGCAGCCUGCUCCCCAUGGCUCCAAGCUGUCCUGGCAGAGGCGAGGACCUGAGAGCAGGAGGCCAGCCUGGCUCGCCCCCAAGGUGGACUCCAUCUGCACUGGUGCUGUGACCCCAAGGCACCCAGGAUGGAUGGGGGCUGAGCAGGCCUUCUGCCGGAGACUGACACACAGGACCCGCUGUCUCCGCGGGCCUCAGAUAAGCUCCUCUUCCACCCCUGGUGCCUGUGGUCCUUGUGGCCGGCAGCUGAGGAUAACAUUGUGGACUGCAGUGAGGAGAGGUCGCUGUUAAACUUCUUGCUGUGGUGUGCAGGGGGACAGCUGUGGGCUCAGGCCAGCCCAGAAUGCAUAACAAAACCCUGUGUCAAAAAUAAAUUUUUUUUUUUUAUCGGUACCUGGGAUCGAGUUCACAACCGCCUGCUUACAAGGCAGGUGCCUAUGUCACUGAGCUAAAUCCCCAGCCCCAAGAUAAAUUAUUUUUAAAGGUCUGAGGAUGUAACUCAGUGCAGAGGUCUAGGGUUCCAUCCCCAGCACGAAAAAUUAAACAAAAAAACCGAAACCACCACCCCUGCGUGCACCUGUACCAGGUACACAGGUGGCAGAUGGCGGUGCCCAGUAAUUCCUGCUACAUGUACAGAGCCCCCACAGGCCCACGUGCCUCACCAAUUUGACUGCCAGGGUUGACCUUUCCUUGCUGUGUGACCUCAGAGCAUUGUGUAACUUCUCUGGGCCUCCCUCCAGCCCUGGGAUGGCCCAGCUAGCUACCUCACAGGACUGAUGUGCACUGUCCAUGAGGUGGCCCUGGCCCAUAAAUACUGCUCAGCAGAGCGACCUGUAGAUUGGUGCUUAAUAAACAUAGGAUAUUGUUGUUA
This is a messenger RNA of Cavia porcellus (domestic guinea pig), 5310 nucleotides long. RefSeq names its product tyrosine kinase 2 (gene Tyk2). The coding region runs from base 834 to 4433 and encodes 1199 amino acids. The record is from RefSeq and is a predicted model, not a curated record. Gene Ontology annotation, cellular component: membrane; cytosol; cytoskeleton. The transcript is spliced from 24 exons. Gene Ontology annotation, biological process: intracellular signal transduction; cytokine-mediated signaling pathway; growth hormone receptor signaling pathway via JAK-STAT. Gene Ontology annotation, molecular function: growth hormone receptor binding; non-membrane spanning protein tyrosine kinase activity; ATP binding. Lineage: Eukaryota; Metazoa; Chordata; Mammalia; Rodentia; Caviidae.